GCAACCGCAUUUUCCGCACUCAAACGCAAUCAACAACAAGUGUCACCGAAUGAGCGAAGAAACGAAACCAGCUGCUUCUGCGACGAAGCAAGACACCACGAUGCCAUCAGGAGACUCGACUGAGCAAGAUGCGCACGCCAACGCCAGCGUCGACGAGGCCCAUGAUGGGGAGCGGCUCGUGUCCGUGCCGCUGCAUGCGCGCGUGCGCUUGAAUGUGGGCGGCGUGCUGUGCACGACCACGCUGGGCACGCUGACACAAGGCCGCGCCGCCGGCAGCAGGCUCGCAGAGACGUUUGGGGCCACAGACGAGCAGGGCAAGCGCGCGGUCGAUGAUGCGAUGAGCGACGACGCGUUCUUCAUUGACCGCGACGGCCACGUCUUCCAGCACAUCUUGCACUGGCUGCGCACGGGUAACGUUCGCAGCGACCUCAAGAACGGGUGCAGCACGGCAAACGCCAUGGCCCGCAUCCGUGAGGAGGCCCUGUUCUAUGGGCUGCCGAAGCUGGCAGACGCCGUCAAAGCGGAGAUGGACACGCACGCCGCCGCCGACGCACAGCUCCUGGAGACGCUGCGGCUGGCGGAGAAGCAGCGUGCUGAGGCACGCUCCAAAGGGCCGCUGGUGACGAAGCAGCCCUCCUUUGACAUGGACAACAUCAAGGGCAUCUCCCAUGACGAGUUCAUGGCCAUUUACAACGACGCGCACCAGCGCACGGGCGUGGGCAGGUGCCCCGGCAGCGAUCUCUCCGGCCUCGACCUCAACAACCUCAAGCUCGCUGGCUGGGACUUCCGUCACACGGUCUUGAUCAACACCAAUCUCAGCAACUCCGACCUACGUGGUGCCCGCCUCCCCAAAGCAGACAUGACAGGUGCUGACCUCACAAACGCACAACUUGCCAACGCCCAGCUUUCGCACGCCAUCAUGAAAGGAGCGAAGCUCACCGGCACGGAUAUGUCGCACGUGGACUUGACAACGACAACGCUGGACCGCACCACGUUUGAGAAAGUCAAGUUGUGCCACAGCAACUUGCAAGGGCUCGACCUCACCCUCGUCACAAUCAAAGAGGCGGACUUUUCCAACGCGGACUUGAGCGGGGUGGUGCUGGUUGGCGUUGACCUGCGGGCGUGUGUGCUCACCGCCGCCACACUCAAGGAGGCUGAUCUCAGCGGCUGUGACCUGCGCGGCUGCGAUCUCACAAGCUGCGACCUUUCAGCUGCGGUAUUGGAUGGUGCGAAGUUGGAGGGCUGCAAGCUAGCUAAUUCCACUCUCAAACACGCGUCCCUCGCACGUGCUGACUUGCAUGGCUGUGACCUCAGUGGCCUUGACCUCACAGGGACACGCCUGAAUGGCGCAAAUAUCAUGGGCGCAGACCUCACAUUCUGCACGCUGACUGGCACCGACCUGAGUGGUUGUGAUGUGCACGGCCGUGAUUUCGCAGGCUUCGACCUCACAGGGGCAAGUUUCUGUGGCGCCAACGUGACCAACACGUCGUUCAAGGGCGCCAAGAUGACCCGCAUCAACCUCAGCAGAUGCGACCUCCGUGACCACGACUUGUCCGGCUUUGAUCUCACAGGUGCAAACCUUGCACACGCCAACCUGGACGACGUAGAUCUUACAAACACCACGCUGGUUGGCGUCGAUUUCAGCGGCUGUGACCUCUCAAACCGCGACUUUGAAGGCGCUAACCUGACUGGUGCAAAGUUCACGCGUGCGGAUCUGCUCACCACAAACCUCAAGACAGCAAACCUCUCAAACUGCGACCUCAGCCAUCAGCACCUCAGUGGGCUGGACCUUGCCGACACGACGCUGGCCGGCGCAAACCUGACGGGGUCCAUCAUGAUGGGGACGCUACUGCGGCGGUCAGACCUCAACCGCGCAAACCUGAGCGGCUGCGAUCUUCGCGGUGCAGACUUUGCUGAGUCCCAGCUGCGUGGCAUUGUCCUGAAGGACGCUAAUCUUGUCGGUGCUGCUCUCUACAACGCGUCGCUCAGUGGCUGCGAUCUCCGUGGUUGUGAUCUCACAGGCUGUGACCUCACAGAGUCGAACUUGAGCGGUGCGUUGUUAACAAACGCGUGCCUCACCGGGGCAACCCUGAAAAAAGCGGACAUGAGCAACUGCGAUCUGCAAGGCCACGACCUGAGCGGUUGCGAUUUGACAGAGUGCAACCUAACCAGCUGUAACCUGCAAGGAGCCAACUUGUACAACGCCAAUAUGCAGGAUGCCACGCUCAAGGCCUGCAGUUUGCUUGGCGCAAACCUACGCGAAGCAAACCUCAACAACUGUGACAUGCACAUGCAUGACUUGCGAGCGACGGACUUAAGCGACGCAAACCUCCGAAACACAAACCUGUGGGGCGCCAACCUUGAGGAUGCCUGUCUCAGCAGCUGUGACCUUCGAGGCGCGCGGCUUGGCAAGGCAAACCUUACCCGCACAGACCUUGACGACGCAACACUGGUGCAGGCUGACUUUAGUGAAUGUGAUCUCACCGGUUUUGACUUCAGCGACUGCGACAUGUCAGGGUGUGGCUUCAACAAGUGCAACCUCAAAGGUGCCAACUUGAGCAACAGCAAGAUGGGCGGCUCGAGCCUGAAGCACGCCAUUUUGGCCCACGCCCGCCUGCAGAACACCAUCCUCAACAAGGCCAUCCUGCAAUUUGCAGACCUCUCGUAUGCAUAUCUUGACGGUGCGAAGCUCCAAGCAGCAGACUUGUCCCACGCCAACCUGCUGGGCGCGACGUUCACAAACACAGAUCUCCGCUCUGCCGUGCUCAAGGACUCCGUGCAUGACAACGUCAACUUUGAGAACGCAAACAUGACUGGCGUUGUUUGGAUGUAAUAAUGUGCUUAUGUGCAUGUGAGAUGUGGAUUGAUUGUUUGUUUCUUGUUUGAUUGUGCCGUGUCACAACACCCUCAGAUCCCUCUUCCUUGCUUCCCUGCCUCCCCUUCAAGCUGAGUGCAGCGCUUCCAGGCUUCCUGUUCUCUCAAGCUCUCUUGUUGUUACUACUUUACUAGGGUGCAUUCAUUGCCCAAUCAACACCGCGCGUUUUCGCUUUGGGUGUUGUGCAACAUCAAACCCCCCUGUACAACAACACUGCCCUUGUGGUCUUCUUGGUCUUCUUUCCGCCGGGAGAGAGCACUCACAUCAAUCC
This is a messenger RNA of Salpingoeca rosetta, 3146 nucleotides long. RefSeq lists its product as uncharacterized. Gene Ontology annotation, biological process: protein homooligomerization. Lineage: Eukaryota; Choanoflagellata; Craspedida; Salpingoecidae. The transcript is spliced from 15 exons. The record is from RefSeq and is a predicted model, not a curated record. Bases 50 to 2833 code for a protein of 927 amino acids.